GUCUUUCGAGGGAACGUUUCGCGGCGAUUGCCGAUCGCAUCUAUGACUUUUCCAAAACAUACAUCGCUCUAUUGAGAUCUCUAUAAAUGUCGAUGACACCCCCGGAGCACAGUGUCGUCGCAUCCAUCGAAAUAUCCAACAAUGCCCUUACUUUUUCUACAGACUAUCAUCGAAAUCGACUUUUAAAUGCAAUACCUACCUACUAUACGAUGUCCCUAUUAAAACAACGUCAUGUUAAUUAGUGAAAGUAUUCGAUUCGACAGAUGAAUCUUGUGCGCUUUCGGUUAAAGACUCGAUAAUGGGAAGCGAUUGUUGUAAGUGCGCCGAUGAUAAUGGCAAACCUAUCAGAGGAUCCUCUUCCAAUGGUUCGGCAUAUCGCUUACGCGGUGACCGGCCGAUGCCACCUAAUCGGUAUCGGCUACAAAUGAGAGGUAACGUCGUACAAUUGACGUUGAAACAAUCGCAAAAGGACGACACCGGUCAAUAUGCCUUAGUAGCCACGAGAAUCGGCCAACCCUUUGAGAAGGGAUCCACUAAGAAAAUUCAUGUGCGCGUCGACGAGCCGAGUUACGAGGAAGGCGAUCCACCCAUUUUUCUCAGAAGAUUGACAGACCUCGCAGUCAAAGUUGGCACUAGAACGAGAUUCCUCGUAGAAAUACGAAGCUCGACGAAUACCAAGGUAAUUUGGCACAGAAACGAUCUACCUAUUCAAGCAGGAUCGAGAUUUUCCUUUGUACACGAGGGCAAUUUUUACUGCGUCGAUGUUGCACCGGUAACAGCGGAAGAUCAAGGUGACUGGACUUGCAUGGCGGAAAAUCAAAAUGGCAGAUCAUCGUGCACGUCGCAUCUCAGCGUCAUUGUGCCGAAAGCGUACAAGAGGCCAGAGUUUGUAGAAGAACUUCGAGCACUGUUGACGGAAACAGGAACCGUAUCUUUGGAAUGCAAAGUCGUUGGCGUGCCAACCCCAGUAUUGAGAUGGUUCAAAGACAACAAAGAGAUCAAAGCCGGCGAUGUGUUUGCUUUAACGGCGAAUCCCGACGAUCCAACGUCUUUGGGAAUUUACACCUGCGAAGCUGUCAACUGCAUGGGCAAUGCAUAUUCCUCCUCAAAGGUACACGUCGUUGGAAAAGGAAGUCGGGAGGGUUCUUUAAAACCAGCCGAUACGUUAACGAGUUCAGGACCUCCACCAGUAUUUAAACGAAUACUUCGAGACGAAUGUUGCAGAAUUGGCGAUUCUCUUACACUAUCGUGUCAAGUUCACGUUCCACCAUGGCCAAAGUCGAUAACGUGGUACAAUCAAGAAGGGCGCAUAGAUCCAAACGAAAAGUAUCACGUGAUGGAAGAUGGUCUAGGUGGUUAUUCGAUAGAAGUGAAAUUGGUCGAAGCUAUGGACGAGGGCGAAUGGAAAUGCGUCGCUACCAGUGCGCAAAAUGUUAAACAAUUUACGACGUGUCAUGUCGCUAUGAUCAUUCCAAAGAACUAUAGGAAACCGCGUUUCAUGGAAAGCUUAAAAGCGGUUCUCACGGAAGAAGGUUUGGUAUCGUUCGAAUGCAAAGUCGUCGGUUUUCCAACUCCCUUAUUGAGGUGGUUCAAGGAUGGACAAGAAUUAAAACCAGGAGACGUUUACCAAUUAACCGGGACCAACUCGUUAGGUUCUUAUUGUUGCAUCGCAAAAAAUUGUAUGGGCGAGGCAAAGAGUACCGCAGAGUUAACGAUUGAAGAUAUUCAAAAUCAAUUGAACGAGGAAGAACGCCUUCAACUGUUGAGUUCUGACAAGCCACCCAAGUUUAUUAGAGGUUUAAGGAGUUGCGAAGCAAAGAUCAACGAAGAAUUAUUUCGUUUCACGGUGCAGGUGAGCAUUUCGCCGGAACCAACUCUCUCGUGGUACAAAGACGACGUGGAGGUGAUCGAAGGUGACAAAUAUCGUACGGUGAAGGAAACUCUUGGCACGUGUCAUCUCGAAGUUCGUCAGCUUGAAAUUUCCGAUCAAGGCGAAUGGAAAUGCGUGGCUGCUAACGAUUACGGACACAGCGUUACUUCCUGUUUUCUCAAAUUAAUCAUUCCUAAGCAUUACAAAAAGCCCAAAUUCUUGGAGAGCUUGCGAGCAAUAUUAUCCGAAGAAGGUGCCGUUAAUUUGGAGUGCAAAGUGAUCGGUGUACCUCAACCAAUUCUCAAGUGGUACAAAGAUGGUGUGGAAUUAAAACCAGGCGAUAUACAUAGAAUAAUUACGGGUCAAGAUGGUACUUGCUGUCUGGGAACGUAUACGUGCGAAGCUAUCAAUUGUAUGGGAACGGUCAGCAGUUCUGCUUCUCUACUAGGUUUCGAAGACAAAAUCAAUAGCCGAAAGGAUGGCAAAGAAGAGGCCCAAUCGUCACCGAAUGGUCACGAAUUGGCAAGAAAUUUAUCCCUCUCGACGAUUCACGAAGAAAGAACGUCUCAAUUAUACGAUACCCCGCAGACCGAUCGUUCGAUGACCCUUGACGAUAGAGGCGAAGUUUCUUUCAGUUUUGAUGGUAAAGAAGUGUCGGUAAGCCUUUACGAAACUCCCGAUCUUACGGAAGAAGAAGCUCUGCAGAUCGUCGAGAUGUACGCUGACCAAUUGUCCGAGCACGUUACAGAGCACAACGUCAUUGAAUUGCCACCGAUGAGGUUCGUUAAGGAGAGCUCCACUUCUGGAAACCUUUUAAUGGAAGCUGUCGUGAUUGACGUUUCACCGGAUUAUUUUGUCAGCGCCGAGGACGGAGACGAUCUAAGAACGGAAGCAGAUUUUGAAGAUGUCUCGAUCAUGGACGAUCAAACUCGGGUUUUCUCUUCUCCCGAAGACGAAUCCUUGUCGUUGAAGAGAUCGGCCAAAUACAGUUGGGAAGGCGAAGAGAAACCGCCAAAGAGGCCACCGCGAAAAAAAUCUACGAGUCGUUCUUCCUCCAAAAGCGACGAUAAAAGUCUCAAAUUUGAAUCGGAAAGUUUUCACAGCGCACGGAAGGACGACGAUCGACCGAUCUCCCCUCUUUCCUCCGAAAGAAUGGACGACAGCGAGUCCAUUACUUUCGCGGAUGCGUUGUCUUCCGCGCGAUUUUCUAUUUCGGAAAAGCAAAACAAAUUAACGAACGACGAUGAAAAUAAGCAAAACAUUGGUGCUGACGUCGAAGGGCUAGAUCAAUCUCUCAAGACGAAUUCGCGAAAGAGACAAGAAAAGAAAGAAAAAAGUAGUUCGGAGGAAUCUACGACGUCGAUUCCAACCGAUCUAGAUGGGAAGACAAGCAAAAAGAAGAAGAAGAAGAAAAAGGGUGAAUUUUGUCAGCGUAUCGAAUCGAUCGAUGCUCGGGUCGACGAUGACAAAACAUCCGACAAAGAUAAGUCUUUGUCGAAGAAUAAUAAAGAACGGAUAUUGAAUCAAAUAGUAAGGUUGACGGAACCGGUAGUCGCGAUUCGCGACUCUUUGGUAGACUUAGAUCGAUACGACAGAUUUUUAGAGCUCGAAAGCGAACAACGAUCGAGAGAUUUCGUUUUGGAGUCGAUCAUCAAACCGAUUCAGACCCUUUGCGAGGAAGUAUCUUCGGUAGAAGCGAAAGCUUUGAAGAAUGCGGGUGACAGGUCUCUCGGUCAAGCGAUAAGAAUAUCUCUGCUGGAAACUAUCGGGGGCCCUACCGAAGAACUUCUUCGCGGAAUUGAAUUGAUAGAUCGACAACGAAGUUUUCGAGCUCAGAGAACCGACGUUAUCGCUAUUCUAGAGUCCUUGACAGAUCCGGUCGACGAGAUUCUAAUGGGUUUGACAAGAAUCGAACAAGAACUGACCGGUAAAGCGAAAGGAGAAAAACCUGUGUCUUUUCUUCGAAUGCGUCGAGUCGUUUCACAUUUCGACGAAAGUUUGAAGAAUCUUUUCGUCAGAGAAACAGAACCCGUCCGAUUGUUUUCCUAUUUAGAUAAAGUUAUCGACACGUUGAAUUCAUUUUUGCAAGAUGUUUCGAUAAAUCCAACGACAGGUACGAUAGAAACGGUAGAUACGGUGCUCGUAGAGUCCUUAUCAAAAUCCAUCGAAGAAACUGUAAGAGCAAUCUCCAAUCGAACCGAGUCCCUCGAACAGAGUCGUUCUACCAACGACACAAUUUCUCUUCUAACCGAUCGACUAUUGCAGCCUACUCGAGAAUUAAGGUCUAAAUUGGAUACUCUGACAGCUGCUUUAGAAACUUACGAAAAUAAAGGCGACCCUCUUACGGAACGUCGUGGUAAAUUAAUCGAUUCUUUGAAAGAGUCCUUAAACGAUACCCUCACGGAAAUUCUCCAUUACCAUGCGAAAGAAGAGAAGGAAGUGCAUACGGAAAAUGACAGUAAUUUUGUCGAAGAAAGUAAACGCAUCUUUGAAGAUACGCGUUUGGCUCUACAAGAGGCUCUUGAAACUUACGAGACGAUAUCCGGUUCAUUGGAUCCUCGAUUCACAGCCGUGUUUGAGGAAAUAAAUGAGACCUAUAAUAGAUUAAGCGUUAGAGGACAGGAAGCGAAUUCCUUUGAAACGUUACUCUAUUCCGUGGAAGAACAAUUAAAUGUUCUUCGAGACACCGUAACAGACGUAUCGAGUAUCAAAGAUUCUACAAAUGUAUUGAAACUUUUAGCUCCGUCGAUAACUCGAUUGUCUAUCGCUAUGCAAAAUUCCUCGUUAAAUUGUUCAUCCGUGCAACCAAUUAUUUCGAUUUGCUCGUAUAUAGAGAAUAUUAUUCGCGGAGAUGGUAGAAUUGAAGAAAGCGAAAACACGCGAUUCUCAGUGACGGAUAAUCUUCUCGAUCCGUUGAUAGAAAUUCAGGCAACUCUGAGCUCGGCAAUUCAGGAUUUGGAAGAUAUCGAGUUACCUGCCAAUGGCAGUAUCGCUCGUCAACAAAUUCCGAUGGCGCACGAAUUUUCCUCGACAUUGAUAGACCUGAGGCAAUGCAUAUCUGACGCGGCGCACGCAGCGAUGUCUUCCAACGAAAAUGAAAUCUUUCGUUGUCUGACGGACGUCGAGGAACCUUUGUUGGAUCUUCGAGAUAUGUUAGCAACGAAAGACGAAAAGUCUCGGGAGGAACUCGCCGUGAUAAAGGAAACCUUUUCAACGUCUAUUGGAAAUUUGCAAGACCUAUUGUCUAUGGUUUUGAUUACACCUUCCUCGUCGAGCGUUGUUAAAUCAAUGAAAACGAACAUGAAAACGGUCUUGAAGAUAAUGAAAGACAUUCGAGGAGAAAUAGGAAAAAUACCAAAGACCACGUACGUUGCUAAAUUGCAACAUCUAAACGUAGAUGAAAAAUUAGGUAGCAUUAAUUUCUCUUUAACGUCGGUUUUAGAAAAGCAAAAGAAAAUCGCGGCUUCGUCGUCAUCAUUGACUAAUUCGGUAGAAAUAUUACAGGAGACUGUCGCAAAUUGUGCCGUAGCAAUUGCUAGCUUGAAAGAACCCAAGGAGGAUGAAAAGAUAGCAAAGGAAGUGUCACAAUUGGGAAAACCUUUAGAGAUUUUGCAACGAGCCCUUCUAACCGAGGAACACCAAAUAGAAGAAGAAGAAAUAUUGAACGAUUUGAUCGAACCAGUCGAUAGAUUGAAAACACUGAUGAAGGCUGUCGUGGAAGGUGGCAAAUCUUUGGAAGAACUUAUUCCCAUCGUAGAGCUAUUGGAAGAAAUAGAAAAGGAUGCAACUUUGAUAGCCAAAGAAACGUCGAAGAAAAAGGAUCAAUUAAUAGUAAGCCAAGAAGAAAAGACUUCGUCGAAGCAAUUGGCCGAUAAAAUAAAUCGUUCAUUGGAUCCUAUCCGAGGUUGGUUAUCGACCACCUCCGACCAAGAUAGUCUCAGAGACGAGGAAGCGUCUCCUCUAAGCUCCUCGGUCGAUGAACUUAAACGAGACGUUACGAGAAUAGCCAUAGAAACAUCUUAUUCGGAUCCACCGAGCGAUCAGGAUUUGAUCGAAGCUCUGAUCGAUCUUCGGGAACCUCUGAUGCGUUUGAAAAACGCCAUCUCCAUGUACCACGAGCCAGAAGAUCUUGCUGCUCUGGAAACGUUGAGUCGACCGAUGAAAUAUCUUUUACAAACGAUUGCGCACGUUUUGGAAGACCAUGCCGAGGAAAAAAGUCUUCGUUUGAUUUUAGAUAUCGUUGAAGAAAUAGAAAAUCGAAUACCGAUUUCCAUUAAAGAAGCGCUUUAUAAAAAGGAACUUCGACAGGUGGUCGAGACAUUGGAAGAGAGUGUAUCACCUGCUACGACGGAUAUCGUAGAAGAACCGAUCCGCACCAGAGUACCAAAGGAACAAACUGACAAACCUAGCGAAAAUGCAAUGGAGAAAGACUUGAUGUUUUCGUUACCUAAAAUACUUGAAAAUGUUCAAUUGGAAGCUACCAGUAUCCUCGAGGAUUUGGAACAACCCAUGACGGGAGAAAUGAUUAUUCCUCAAACAAAAUUGACCAACGCUCUUGAAGAAUUUACUAAGAUGAUCUCUACCACGCGUAUAGCUAUUUCCAAUUAUGAUAAAGGGCCAAGCAAGGAAGAAGAACCACUUUUGAUUCUUAAUAAUUUAUUGAAACCUCUUACUAUGAUAGAAGAAGCUGUUAAUUUGACCGAAGAACUAGGCGUAGCAGAACUAUCGGUUCUGAAUCGUCUUGAACAGUCUCUCGAAGACACGGAGAAAUAUAUUCUAAGACCGUGUCUCGAAGUAUGCGAGAAAGAUCGUUCGAAGGACACUUUGAAGGAACUUCUUCGAGUAUUGGAUGACACUAAAUUGAAGAUACCUAUCGCGAUGAAGGAAGUAAGUUGUAGACAAGAAAUGUUGGGAUAUCUUCGGGACAUUUCAAAGCCCCUGGAAAGUAUUGAGGAACAAAUGAGAGGUCUCGAGACAAUCUCGGAAGAUACUAUAGAAAAAGACGUGGCGAAAAUUCUCGUCAAGCCGAUAGAUAUGUUAUUGCAAGCUGUUAAUAAAACAUCGCAACAGACUGAAAUUCUCGAUCAACGUAAGGAAGUAAUAAAAGAACUGAGAAACAUAACCGAACCAUUGGUCAAAUUUCUCAAUUGUCUUUCGGUCGUGCAAAGGAGUCGUCAAAGUUUAGUACCAGAAGUAGCGUUACUCGAUGAAAGGAGAAACGUCAUUUUCAAUUCCGUCGAAGAUCUUCGACUUAAGAUUUGCGAUAUUGUCGACAAAAUAGCGACCGUAGAGGAUGGAGGCUUUUUCGAGGUUCCCUUAAUAUCCUUGAACGAUGCCAUUUUGUCCGUUCGCCAGCAAAUUGAAAAGGUAGAUUAUUCUCCAAAACCAAGUACCAUGAGAUUACAUUUUCAGGAUUAUUUCAUGAAAUCGUUGAGCAGAUUGGGAGAAACGAUUGAUGCUUUAGAAAAGGGCACAGAAUUAUCUGGCGAGGAAAGUAUUUGGAAAUCGUUGAAACCUCUUAAGAAACAAAUAUCUUUGUCUCAAUCGCAAUUUUGUCCAACCUCCGAUGAGUUUAUCGACGCGGAAGCAAUCGUCGAAGGAUUUUUAUAUCCAACCAAUCAACUUCAAUCGGCCCUUGGUGCUCUGAAAGAAAGUAUGAAAGAUAAUGCAACGGCAGCAUCAUUUACGAACGUUUCCUUAGGACUGUUUGAAAAUUUGGCUGAUUCGAUCGCUGAUCUAGUAUAUUCCUUGUCCUCUUAUCGUGCAGGUUUGAUUAGCGAGGGUGCAUCAGAAGGAUCCUCCAUCAUAGAAACGUUCUCCGCUGCUUUAGAGGUAUUAGAAAAUGUUAAAACUUCCAUAACGAGCAUUCAGGAUAUGAUUAAAACCGCUGAGAGACAAACCAAGACGAUCCUUGAAAUCAAAGAGCCGGAACGGAAAGAAGAAUCGAAAGAUAAAUCCGAGGAAACAGCAAUUUCUUCUGUGAAAGAAAAGAUUGAAAUGAAAGAAGAGGCAGUACUUCCAAAGACCAUUGAAAAAGAUGAAAGAAUAUCGCACGAAGAAAAAGCACAAAUGGAAGAUCAGCCUGAGAAAUCCGAAGGACUUGGUUCAAUGAUAGAAGAAACCAAAUCUCCGCAUAAACUCAAAGUGGAAAGACAAGAAGAAACGUCGAUUAAAGUUGAUGAAAAUAUUCAAGGGAAUACGAACGAAUUGGAAAGAACAUUGAAAUUUGUAGAACAGGCGGAUGAAAAGUUGCAAGAAAAAGUACACGGUGAAACGACGAAAGAAGAAAUAAAAGAAGAAAAUGUUCAAAUGACAUUGGAAGAACGGAAAGUUGAAAAUAUAGUUGAACAAGAAGGAGAACAAAUUGUUGGGCAAAUUUCUUCCGAAAGUAUAGGAGAUUUGGAAAAUAAAGAGUCGAAAUCGAGUCCAACGCAAGUAACCGUCGUUGUCGACGAAAUCAUUCAAGUAUCUAAAGAGGAACAAGUAGAAAGCGUAAUGGUCGUCGAAGAAAUUUUACGAGCCGAUUUGGAAAGGAGUCCAGAAACAGCAACGGCAACUGCAACAGCAACUGCAACGGCAACUGCAACGGUAGAAUCAAUUGCUUCGAAUGCUAGCGAGGCACAAUUUUUAGCGGAAAAAGGUGUUAAAGAACGCCUUGAAGAACCAACGAAGACCGAGAAAGAAACGAAAUUCCUCGAAUCAAAAGAGGAGAGUAUGCGAGUUGAUAAAAAUACCGAGAUACUUAAACGAAUAGUCUCAACUCUGAGAACUUUGGAAACGCCUAUGAAAGAUUUAACCGAAUUCAUAAAUUCAGCUAAGAAGGAACCGCUGACUGUUAAAUCCGAAGAAGAACAUAGAAAAAUACGAGAACUAACGGCUUUGAUACAAAUACUAAACGAUUUACGAGCGACGAGCGUUUCCAUACGCUGUACGCCCGCCUUUUCCGCAUACUCCAAUUCGAAAGAUCUAUUUUCAAACAUAAUCAAUUCCGUGGAUACCAUGGAACGAGCCACGGCUAGUAUUCUUCUUCUGACGCAAGAACAUCUCGUACCCGAACUUAAAGAAAAAUCGCUUAUUGCUCUAAAGAAUCUUAUUAAUCCUCUAGAGUCGAUAGAGAAAUCAUUUUCCGCAGUACUUCAAGUUGAAGGAGUGUCCAAAUUAACAACGGACGAAAAGAAUAAAUUAUCGAUCACGGUGGAGAAUCUAGUUAAUGUCAUUUCUAAUCUUAGAGAAACCGUCUGCUCCAUCGAUUAUGCGAAAUCGGCAACGCAAUCGAUGAUAAACGAACAGAAGAUUAUACCCGGUGAAGCUACAGAAACUGUAGAAAAUAUUAAAUAUGAUCGUCUGCCGAUCGAAGAGACAAAAGAAUCAUUGGAAAUGUUGAAGGUAUCGAUGGCCGCUGUGGUGCAAGAAUCGGUGCUUGCCGAAACCGAAACCGAAACCGAAAUCAAAAUUGAAGACGCGAAAGAACAAUCUGCCACCGUUGUAGUCAGUAAAGAAGAACCUCUUUCUAUCCCCAUUCAAAGUUCUUGCGUUGAAUUAAUUGAAGAUAUCAUUGUUCCGAUUCAGGAACUACGAGAAUCUUUUUCUCAUAUAGGACAAGAAGAACAAGAGACUGCGUUGAUUCAUUCUUUGGAGGAAGUGGAAAAAUCGCUGCGUUUCCUGGCAACUGAAGGAGUUGCGACCGUAACUGGGCAGGAUGAAAGUACUGGAGAAUUGAAAGAAGCUGCUUUGCAACGAGCAAACGUUACGCCAGUUUUAAAGGAAUUGCAAAAAUCAAUAGCCACAAUCGAAAUGCAGAUAACGUGCGAAGCUCCCUUUGCUCAAGAGGUAACCUCGUCUCUAGAAAAAUUGCAACGUUCGACCGCGUCGUUCCAGCAACUCGUCGAAACUGAAAUCGGCUUGGCAUCGACUUCUCAAAGUGUACCAGAUCAACUUGAACAAAUAAAAGUCGAAUCAAAGCCACGAGAAGAUAUCGAAAGAGCAACGUCUUCGAUUAAAGAGUUGCGGGAAACGGUCGGAGAUUUGGCAAAGAAGGGUACUUUGCAAGAGACCGAACUCGCGUUAGCUUUGACCAAAUGGAUCGAACCGUUAGAAUCGUUGGAAAGUACAUUUUCGUUGGUACUUGAUGAAGGAUUGGACGGUCCUCCGCUUAAAGAAUCCAUAGGGUCAACUUUGGAAGAGUUGAGAACGUUCGUGCACGGUACCGAAGAAUAUCUUAUGAUCGGUCAAGAGAAAUUAUCCUCAAUCGAAGAUACCGAAAGUCAGUCGUUAAUGAAGAAGGCCACCGAAUCUUUGGAGGAGCUGAAAACGUCCCUAGGGAUCGUUCACGAAUCAAUGACCGUUGCUGAUUCUAAGGAAAAACUUUCGGACAUAGAAAAUAUGUCGAUCACGGCUUUGCAAGAAUUGGCAAAAACUGCGGAAGAAGUUAAGAAACACUGUACGGCGAUCUUCGAAGAACCUAAAAUCAUAAAUGCCCUUAGUAAAGUAACUCCGGUAAAAGAAAAGGUAGCGAUACUCGAGGAUAUUAUCUCUCCGGUUCGUCUUUUACAAGAAUCAAUAGUAACUAUUGAAGAAACGAAAGUUCACGAGACCGAGGAAUUGAAAGUGCCAGAGGAGAAGGUGUCAACAAGAUUGUUGAAUACUUUGGUGGAACCGUUGCAACGAUUGGAGAAGAUUUUUGUUGCCGUUAUGCAAGGAGAACACGCGACCGCGCAGGAAACUGAAAAUAUUCUGGAAACCGAGGAAGGCGCGGAAAAAUUGUCCCUUGUUCCGGUACUCGAACAAAUGGAUAAAACUUUAGCGACGAUAGAAGAGCAAGUAACGUUGGAGGGAGGAGCGGAUAGUAUGUCCAAGAGCACCGAAAACCUAUCCUUCGUGGAAACGAUAGCUGAGCCGUUGCUCGAAUUGAGGGCAUCGAUAGCAGCCGUCCAGAAAGUAGCCGCGAUCCUUCCCGAAGGAAAUUUGGAGGAAUUAUCGGAAACCGAAAAUGUAAAUGCUUUGGAGACCUUUGCCAAGUCUAUAUACGAUUUAGCGGAAAGAAUCGCCAUAUCGCGAUUCAACGAAGAAGCGAUCUUCGAGCCUGCACCCGACACAAUGUCCGAAGGCGUGUCCUCCUUGAAAACUUGGCCAGAUAUCGGCGAAGAAGAACCUCCGGUCAAGGUAACGCGAGCAAUGAUAGUCGAACAAGGUAUCGUUGAAAGUCCCACCGAAGCGGCAUCCCCCUUUUCCGAGGAGGAAGGCACCAUCCUGAGAACUCUUGCCAAGCCGCUCGACGAAUUGCGAGAGUUAAUGGCAUUGAUCGUCGAGGAACGAAGAACCACCGAAAGCACCUGUCCUUUCGCGUCGCAGAACGUCGCAGACGACGAUGGUUCCUUGACAAAGGCCAUAGCGAAACCACUGUUAGAAUUAAGAAACGUUGCCGCGACGAUAAUCGAGGAAAAAAUGGCCAUCGAAUCGACGAGAGAAAAGGCAUUCGGGGUAGAUGGGGGUGCGGCGAUGUCGAUAGAUCCUCUGAUCCAGCCGCUCGAAGAAGUUUGCCGCUCGAUCGCCAUCAUUCAAGAUCGAAUGCUCGUUGAAAGUUUGCAAGAACGUCCCGCCGAAAACGAAUUAACAUUUUUGAGCGUCCUGGCCGAACCUUUGCUCGAUCUUCAGAGGAGCAUCGUAGUGUUGGAGGAACGCGUUAUAUCACCGGAUGUUGAAUCUUUGCCGCAAGAAUUACCAAGACCCAAUUGGUCGACAGCGGAAUGCGUGGCGGUCGCGCCGUUGCACGAAAUCGAAAAGUCGAUAGCUGAAAUUUGCGAAUGCGUUACAACUAUUCAAGCGGAUACGGUUAAAGAAGAUGAACAAAGUCAAAUUAGCCCGCAAGACCGGAUUGUCUUUGACAAAUUGAUAGAACCAGUCGAAGGUAUCAUAAGCAACAUAUUAAACGUCGGAGAGGAGAUUUUACCAAAAGAAAUGGCUCUCGAACGCAGGAUCGAAUAUGAAGCUUUGAAGAAACUCGUCGAACCGCUCAAAGCUGUUUCCGCCAGCUUUUCUCUUUUACGAGACAAAUCCGACUUAACAAAAUCCGAAGAGGAAGCCAACAUCGACGUCAUCGUCGAAUCUCUUUCUAACGUAGAAAGAUGUAUUUCUAUCCUGGAGGAACAAGCAGUCGAUAAGCCACUCGUUGAACCAUUCUAUGCUGCAGAAGUGGAUAAAAGCGUAAUAAGUGUCCUGAGAUUGCCAUUAAUGGAAUUAAAAGAGUCCAUUUUAAAGGUUGACGAUUCCUCUACUAAGUAUCUUCAAAAUUUAGAAAAACCAUUAAAAAAUCUCCAUGCAGUUCUAGAAACAAUGUCAACGGGUCAACAAAGUUUAAUGGCAAUUCAUUCGGUAACUCAGCAAACGUUACCAUCUAUAGAAAUGACAAGACUAUCGAUCAAAUUAAUAGAUCUUAUUGUCGGUAUUAAUGAGUCUGUUCAGAGUGUAGAAAAUAGGAUACAGGAUCAAAUUGGACAAACUAAUAUUGACAAAUGUAUUGAAUGUAAAGAAUUAAAAAUGUUCAACGCGUCUCUUGAAGAUUUGAAAAAAUGUAUUGUCAAAAUUCAAGAAGAAGGAACAAUCGAAAAAAGAUCCAUGUUGGAAUCUCUUAAUCAGAUUCAUGAAUCUGUUGCUAUCAUCGAAAAGCAAAAUUCUUCUAAAUCAGAUACACGAUCCACAGACAUUGAGGAGAAGCAAACCAUUGGAAUCCUUCAACUUUUAUCUCCAUGCUUAUGUGAUUUGGAUACUACCGUUACAACCAUUAAAGCAACGAAAGAAAAAGAUGUGACGAACGAUCACUUGCAGAUAUUAGAAAAACCUCUUGGCGAUUUACUGAGUAAUCUCAACGAUCUACGCGAUAAAUUAUUAUUUGGUCAACUUUUAUGGACGACUGAUGAAAGAGUAGAUACGUAUGAAGAAAAGGAUCGAACAGAAUUGAAAGAUCAUGAAAAUAAAGGGAAAGAAAAAGAAGAGCUACAGACCCAAAUAGAAGAAGCUAAAGAUUCGCAGCUGAAAGAAAAAGAGGAUGAAAAAUUAAAAAGUGAAAAAGAACGUAAGAAGCAAGUGGAAGUUGACAAAUUAAAACGCGACGAGGAAGAUCGUAAACAGCAAAAGGAAGCUGAAAAACUUAAGCAGGAGGACGAAGAACGUAAACGUGCCGAGGAAGAUGAACGACUGAAACGAGAGGAAGAAGAACGUAGAAAGCAAGAAGAGGCUGAAAAGCUUAAGAGGGAGGAUGAAGAACGUAAACUAAAGGAGGAAGGUGAACGAUUGAAACGUGAAGAAGACGAACGUAAAAAGCAGGAAGAAGCAGAGAAACUGAAACAAGAGGAGAAAGAACGCAAACUAAAGGAGGAAAAUGAAAAGUUGAAACGUGAAGAGGAAGAACGCAGAAAGCAGGAGGAGGAGGAGAAGGAGAAACAUAAACGUGCGGAGGAAGCUGAACAACUGAAAUGUGUAGAAGAAGAGCGUAAAAAGCAAGAAGAAGCUGAGAAACUUAAGAAGGAGGAGGAAGAACGUAAACUAAAGGAGGAAGCUGAACGACUGAAACGUGAAGAAGACGAGCGCAAAAAGCAAAAAGAAGCAGAGAAAUUGAAACGUGAAGAAGAAGAACGUAGAAAGCAAGAAGAAGAUGAACGAUUGAAACGAGAAGAAGAAGAGCGUAGAAAGCAAGAAGAAGCUGAAAGACUAAAACGAGAAGAGGAUGAACGUAAACGUGCCGAGGAAGCUGAACGACUGAAACGUGAAGAAGAUGAACGCAAAAAGCAGGAAGAAGCAGAAAAACUGAAACAGGAGGAGGAAGAACGCAAACUAAAGGAGGAAGCUGAACGACUGAAACGUGAAGAAGACGAACGCAAAAAGCAGGAAGAAGCAGAAAAACUGAAACAGGAGGAGGAAGAACGCAAACUAAAGGAGGAGAAUGAAAAACUGAAGCGUGAAGAAGAAGAACAUAGAAAGCAAGAAGAAGCUAAAAGACUAAAACGGGAAGAAGAAGAACGUAUAAAACAAGAGGAAUCUGAGAUAUUGAAACGUGAAGAAGAGGAACGUAAGAAACAAGAGGAAGCUGAGAAACUUAAGAUGGAGGAGGAAGAACGUAAACGUGCCGAGGAAGCUGAACGACUGAAACGGGAGGAGGAAGAACGGAAAAAGCAGGAAGAAGCGGAAAAACUGAAACAGGAGGAGGAAGAAAGCAAGCUAAAGGAAGAAAAUGAAAAGUUGAAACGCGAAGAGGAAGAACGCAGAAAGCAACAGGAAAUUGAAAAACUGAAACAUGAAGAAGAAGAACGUAGAAAGCAAGAAGAAGCCGAACGACUUAAAAGGGAAGAGGAUGAACGUAAACUUAAAGAGGAAACUGAGAAAUUGAAACGCGAAGAAGAGGAACGUAAGAAACAAGAGGAAGCUGAACGACUUAAACGCGAAGAAGAUGAGCGUAGAAAACAAGAAGAAGCUGAACGAUUAAAACGGGAAGAAGAAGAACGUAAAAAACAAGAGGAAACUGAGAGAUUGAAACGUGAAGAAGAAGAAGAACGUAAAAAACAAGAAGAAGCUGAACGACUUAAACGGGAAGAGGAUGAACGUAAACUAAAAGAGGAAAAUGAAAAACUGAAACGUGAAGAAGACGAACGUAGAAAGCAAGAAGAAGCUGAAAGACUAAAACGAGAAGACGAUGAACGUAAACUAAAAGAGGAAAAUGAAAAACUGAAGCGUGAAGAAGAAGAAGAACGUAAACAACGAGAGGAAGCUGAACGACUUAAACGGGAAGAAGAAGAACGUAUAAAACAAGAGGAAUGUGAGAAAUUGAAACGUGAAGAAGAGGAACGUAAGAAACAAGAGGAAGCUGAACGACUUAAACAUGAAGAAGUAGAACGUAAAAAGCAAGAGGAAACUGAGAAACUGAAACGCGAGGAAGAAGAUCGUAGAAAGCAAGGGGAAGCUGAGAAAUUGAAACUCGAGGAAGAAGAACGUAGAAAGCACGAGGAAGCUGAGAAACUGAAACAGGAGGAGGAAGAGGAACGUAAAAAGAAGAAUGAUGGUGAAAAACUGAAACGUGAGGAGGAAGAAUGUAAAGCUAAGGUGGAAGUUGAAAAAUUACAAGUUUCCGUCGAGGAUUCCAAAGAGAAAGAAGAAUUAAAAGAAGAAGGUGAGAAGAAACCUGUAAAGGAUGAUGACGUUUCUGGCCAAAAAAAGCACCCAAAUGAACCACCUAUAUCAGUUAAAGUAAAAGACGAAGUGAAAGAUGAAAUGGAAUCGAAGCAAAUCGAAGGAGAAAUAGAAGAAGAUGCCGGAAGGACAAAGUUUAGCGAGGAACGAAAAAGAAGGCAGCAACGAAUGAAAGAAGAAGAAGAAAGAAUGAGACAAGAGGAAGAAGAAGAGAGAAAACUAGAGGAAGAGAGAAGACGUAAACGGAAAGAACGUAGGAGAAAAGAAGAGGAAGAGAUGUUAAAACAGGAAGCAGCUGAAAGAUUAAGAGUCGAAGAGGAACGUAGGAAAAGAAAAGAAGAAGCGGAGCAAAGCAGAAAAGAUAGAGAAGAGAAAGUAAAGAAACAAGAGAUGGAACGGUUGGAACGUAAGAGAGCCGAAGAACGCCAGAGAAAGGAAGAUUUGGAAAGGAUGAAAAGGAAAGAAGAAGAAAGAAUAAAUAUACGAGAAAAUGAGAGAAAAGCUAGACGCGAGGAAAAUGCAAGAUUGAUGAAGGAAGAGGAGGAUCGAUUGAGACGGAGGCACGAGGAGGAAUUGUCGUUGACAAAUAAGAGACGACGAGAAAGAGCAAGGGACGAUACGUGGUCGAGACUAAGAGAAAACGAAUCUGAUAGAUUUUUCAAUAGACGAAGUAUAGAUGAGGAAUUAAGUAGAAGUAGCAGAUCGUCUCAUCGUUUUGAUUCGGACUUACAAUUAGAAUCGACGCUUUCGGACACGUCUAGAUCGCAUAGUUGGAGAGAAUCUCUCGCUUCCUCUGGAAAAAGAAGCAUCGACGAUUACAUGGAUUACAAAUUACACGAGAGCUCGUUAAACAGAUCUCUGUACGACGUUGGCUCUUAUUAUGGUACAAGAAGACGAAGAGAAGAACGCAUUAACAGAGCAAGGUCGAUCAGCUUGUUAAAAUACGACGAGUAUUAUACGGGCGAUAUCGAUAGUAACCUUUCUUACAGCUCAGCGAGUAAGCCUCCUAGAUACGGUAGAAUGAAAAUCCCUUCUCACAUCGAGUACGACGAUCUUAAUUCGAGUACUUUAGAGAGUAUCGUGCAAGAUAAGGGAAAGAAACCAUCGUUCUGUACGCGACUUACUAAUAGAACGGUAGGCGAAGGUAUGAGAACGAGAUUAACCUGCACUGUUUUGGGACAACCCGAGCCGCGCGUUUAUUGGAAAAAGGAUGGCCAAGAGUUAUCACCUUCCUCGAAUAAACAUCUAAUUAAAUUCGACAAUGGCAUGGCUUAUUUUGAAUUAAAAGAAGCUCUUGUCGAGGAUUCCGGAGUGUAUACCUGCAUCGCGGAAAAUAUUCACGGAUCCUCGUCUACCGAGUCAACUUUGAAAGUUUACAGAGACUUUGUCCAACCAUUAUCGCCACCGAUGUUUACCAAAUCCAUUAAAGAUACGUAUCGAUAUUCUGAUCAUGAAUUAGUAUUAGAAUGUCGAGUUCAUGGAUAUCCGAGCCCUACGAUUACCUGGUUGAAAGAUGGAAAAGUCCUCGACGAUGCAAGAUAUACGGAAAAGUAUUUAGACGACGAUAUUUAUCGAUUGGAAAUAUCGAAUCCUAAUGCUUCGGACAGUGGACGUUACAUUUGCAGAGCGACCAAUGAAAUCCAAUCAAGCGAAAUAUCGCAUAUCGUACACUUCGAAGGACGAGAUCAAACGUCUACUCGUAGAGGUAGACAUAAUCGAUUCAUGGAGGAUGAGACGAGUAUCGAAGCGUCCAGGAGACCUCGCUUUUCGAAUGUUUUGAGCGAUCACAGUGUACCUACCGGUGGUACCAUUGCUCUUCAAGUCGAAGUCAAAGGAAUGCCAGCACCGGAAGUGAGAUGGUUGCACGGAGAACGAAAAGAGCCAAUUUCCAUAUCAAAAGCAAAGACUUUCACCGAAUCUGGCAUUCAUACUCUUAUCGUACCGGAAGCAACAGAAUCGGAAAGAGGUACCUACAUUUGCAGGGCAGUUAACGCUUAUGGAUACGUCGACACAACUGCUACGAUCGAAAUAAUAUCUCCUAGCGCGAUCGAUGGUGGAAAACCUGCAAUGUUCGUUUCCAGACCUUCGGAAAAAUCCAUUGCGGUGGCUAUUGGGGAAGAUGUCAGUGUAUCUUUUAGAGUCACCGGUGUUCCGAAACCUCGAGUAACAUGGAUGAAAGGUUUAAAAGAUAUUACGGAUGGUCCGCGAUCGUACAAAGAAGUUAUCGAUGACUACGUUAGAUUGACUUUGAAAAGAGCAGUACAAACCGACGAAGGUACUUAUUGUAUUUUGGUGAAGAACCGAUACGGAUGCGACAGAAGUUUCUUCUCGAUCUGGAUUAAACAAAGAGCGAGAUCGUUAACACCGUUGCCCGACUGGAGUCGCUCUGAUGCAGGAAGCAUACAAAACGACGAUGAAUUGUCUUAUAUAAAAGAUGUUCCUGGACCAAUCAGCAGCGAACCAAUAGUCGUUGAUGGAGGAAGAAAUUGGUUGUCCUUGAGUUGGGCCAAGGCAGAAAGGAAAGGACCAGCACCAGUAAUCGCCUACAAGGUAGACGCAUGGUUGAUGGGUGGAGAAGGCGGUGCUCGUUGGGCCGAGCUGGGCAUCACGCCGAUCAACGCCUUUGACGCGUUCAAUCUUCGCCCAGGUGGAGAAUACAAAUUUCGCGUAACGCCACGUAAUCGAUAUGGAUGGGGCGAAUCUGUUACGAUGUCUAGUUCGGUCACGGUCACCGAAGUCCUCGAUCUUCCAGAAUUCACGAAAAUUCUGCCCGGUCAGCUGAAGGCUCUUCAAGACACGACGAUCAAAUUGGAAUGCGAAAUUCGCACUGAUUCCAAUAUCAAUAUCAAAUGGUAUCGCGAAACAACCGAGAUCGAUCCUAACAACGACUCAAGAUAUUCCAUCGGUAGGAAAGGUUUAAGGUGCUCUCUUACGAUAGAAAAUAUAAAAGAAGAUGAUUCCGGUAGAUACAUUUGCGAGGCAUCGAAUAAAAUUGGUAAAGUGUCGUCUUUCGCUAGAGUCUUCGUAGUCACCGAUCCAAAGAUUAUCGAAGCGGAUGAAAAACUAAGAUCUAGAAUUUUGGGAGAUGAACGAGAAGAAAGGCCACCACAAUUUGCCAUGAGAUUACGAGAUAGGCGGGUUCAAGUGACUUAUCCUGUACGCUUAACGUGUCAAAUUAUGGGUUUACCUAGUCCCGAGAUCAUUUGGUUCAAAAAUGGGGUGGAAAUUUGUCAAGAUGAACGUCACGUCUUGUGGGACGACGAAUCGAACUUUCACACUUUAGAAAUAAUUCAUUCGACCCUCGAAGACUCCGGAUGUUACAUGGUAACUGCCAAAAAUAUCCAUGGUUCAGUGUCUUGUCGAUCCGUCCUCGUAGUCGAUAAAGGAAUUCGUGCUUACGUUGCUCCAGAAUUUCUUUAUGGCUUGGAUGCAGCUUAUAACGUUAAAUUAAAUGACGAAUUACGAAUGUCGGCUCAGAUCGAAGCUUAUCCUAGCGUGGGCGUAGUAUGGCAUCGCGAUGGUUUGCGUCUACGACCUAGUAGAAGAACUAUCAUGACUUUAAGCCACGACGGUACCGUCGAAUUAUCUUUGGCAAAAGUUAGCAGCAGGGAUGCUGGUGUUUACAGUUGUACCGCGAUCAAUGAAGUUGGCCGUGCUGAAACAUCCACGCGGGUCAACGUUAUCGUCGACUCCGAUGAACCGAACGACGAGCAAAUGCAAUCUCUUUCCGAAGGAUUGCCAACGGUGACGAUAGCUUCUCCCGAUGUGCCAUAUUCAAAGGAACCGCUAUUUGUCACGAAACCUUUAUCAACCGAAGCUCUCGAAGGAGACACGGUCAUUAUACUUUGCGAAGUCGUUGGAGAUCCUAAACCGGAAGUUAUCUGGUUGCGUGACUUCCUUAAGCCCGAUUACUACAGAGACGCGCCUCAUUUUCGACUGGUGGGUAAAGGUCCUCAAUACAGAUUGGAAAUACCUUACGCGAAACUUGAUUUUACCGGAACGUAUUCGGUCAUUGCUCGAAAUUGUCAUGGAGAAGCAAAAGCCGUAAUCUCUUUACAAAUCUAUGCUAAAGGCCAAGGUAAAGAGACGACGAUGAAAAAAUCGGCAAUAACGCACGGGAAGGUGCUCACCUUGCCUAUGGUAACCAGGGAACUCCGAGAUAUAAGAUGUUGCGACGGCGACGCUGUAACUUUGGAGUGUAAAUUUCUUGCCACGCCAGAACAACCAAACGUUCGUUGGGAAAAGGGCGGAAAGAUAAUAACCGUGGGAAACGAUUUUACGAGUGAAUUCGACGGCGAAAUAGCACGACUGAGCAUCCAACACGUUUAUCCCGAGGACGAGGGGGAGUACACGUGUGUCGCUUACAACGAACUUGGAAAAGCAUUCACGUCGGCUUGCAUAGUUGUCGAUGUACCGGAAGGCAAAGAAAACGUACUAAGCGAAAGAUUAACGCGACCGGUUGGCCUACUAUCGGCUGGAUCAACGCCAAGAUCGACUCCACGAUCGACGCCUAUCAGAAGUUUAUCUCCUGCGGUUUCUCAAAUGAGAUCAUUUCCCGUGGAUUUAGAUGGCCGCGAACUAAGGUCUCCUCAACUUCCACCGCGAUGCGGUGGUUCGUCGACGAUAAAACGAACAAAAAUUAGUCCACCGAAAUUUUAUUCCGUACCGCACAAUCGAGUUGUCGAAGAAGGUGAAACCGUACGUUUCCAAUGUGCGGUUGUCGGUCAUCCGACGCCCUGGUUGAAGUGGGACAAAAACGGAAUCGUUGUCACACCGACCACGAGAAUUUCUAUCGUGGAAAAAGACGACGUCAAGAUCCUAGAAAUCGGCGAGGUCACGCAAGAGGAUGCUGGACUUUAUCGAGUUACAUUGGAAAACGAUUUUGGUAGAAUCGAGGCUAGCGCACGACUCGAAGUGAUAAGUCGGCAUGGAUCUUAUGGGCGAACGAUAAGAACUAGAAGUGCAUCCCCCAGAACUUAUCCUUAUUUUUCUCGAAAUCUUCUGGACACAACUACGAGAACGGACGGUCGUCUUCGACUGCAAUGCGGCCUAAGAGGAACUCCUAGUCCAACGCCUACGUGGUACAGGAAUGGACGACCUUUGACCCGUUCAAAUAGAAUAAAAAGACACUUUGAUGGUAAAAUAGCAAAGAUCGAAAUUUGUAAGGUAAAAGCGAGCGACGCGGGCGAAUACAGCUGCGUGGCAACGAACGUCCUUGGCUCUGCGAGAAACACUUGUCAGGUAACCGUACUUGACCCAAACGACUCUUCAACUUUGGACAAAGAGUUGCCUAAAUUUGUGCAAUCUCUUCCCAAAGAAUCGAUCGUCAUGGAAGGAAAUUCUUUCGAACUUCGUACUAGACUUACUGGCACUCCCCCAUUCUCGAUCCAUUGGUUGAAAGAUAAACGCGAAAUUGCUGACGAUGACAACCAUCAUUACGUUUUAUAUAACGACGGUGGAAUCGCUCUCAGACUCUCUGAUGUCCAUCCAGAAGACGCUGGAGAGUAUGCUUGCAUCGUUCGAAAUGAAUUUGGGGAAAUUUCUUGUAGCGGUCUCCUUGCCGUCCAAGAUUAUAAGAAGACUAUUGGAAAUCUCGCGCCACGAUUUAGCAAAACGCCGCUAACUCAAAUCGUAGCAAAAGGCGAGACCGCGUGUUUCUGUGUACGAGUACAGUGCGACAAGCCAAUGGAUUUCUUCUGGACUAUUAAUGGAAAAGACGUUAGGGAUAAUGCUAGAUGCAAGGUCGACAAAGACGGAAAUGUCUGCAUUUUAAAAGUACACGAGGUCUGCCCACGAGACGCGGGGGAAAUUCGUUGUACGGCUACUGUCCUGGGCAAUGGUCCGUCGAUAUGCUGUACAACAGAAUUGCAAUUGAAUCGAGGCUCGUAUACAUUCGAAAAUUGUACAUCAUCAAAUUUGAAAAAAGAACGGACGAUGUCUCACAACCGUGAAAAAUCGCCAUCGCCAUCGCCGUCACCGUCACCGUCGUUUCGUCGUAACCCACUUUCGAGCUCUUUUAGAAGAUCGAAAAAAGAACAACACAUAAGAAUGUCGACGACUGACAAAUUUCAACGUGCAAGAUCGUCUUCGCUUCCUUUAAGAAAAAAAGCAUCCAGUCCUAAAGAACUUUCUCCAUUAGCAAAGAAGAAAAAUGUACUUCUUCCAAUGGAUCAAAGCAAUCUCUCGAAUAAGCAGAAAAACGAACCCGAUGUAAUAGAUUUAAUACCAUCUAUGUGCACGGAACGAUCUCUAUUAACGUCAAGUCCGGACAAGGAAUAUAUCAAAGAUGAUGACGAAUCGUCCAAUCAAUUGGACAAAUUUGUAGCAGCUACGAUCGUAAAAGCACCUGCCGAUGUAACAGUUUUCAGAGGUAACGAGCUCGUACUCGAUAUUACCUACCGUGGCGAUCCCGAGCCCUUGGUCAAAUGGUUCCGUGCGGGUCGACAAUUAACAUCCGAAGAGAACAUUAAAAUUACUUAUGGUGCUGGUGUCUCUUAUUUAACGUUGAAUAAUAUAACGGCGGAUCAUGCUGGAAAAUAUGAAGUAUCGGUUGAAAAUUUAUUAGCGAGGGAUCGACAAUUUUUUAGUCUCGCUGUUGAAGGACCACCAGAUCCACCGGCAGGUAUUCCAAGCGUUACAAGUUCGAAUAAUUCGGUAACAAUUACCUGGAGUUCACCGGCUUACGACGGUGGCUGUACAGUAACCGGUUAUACUAUCGAGAUGAACCGAGCAGAAGAAAAUUCGUGGACAGUUAUCGGUGAAUCAUGUCAUUCUCUGAGUCACACAGUGGUCCCAUCGUCAAAGAAUUCAAUCGUCGCUGGUGAAAGCUACCGUUUCAGGAUCAGGGGAGAAAAUAUUCAUGGAGUCGGUGAACCCAGUGUUGAAUCCGAGUUCAUUAGAAUGCCUGAAGAAGGAGAAACGAUUAUACAAAAGGAGGAAGAGGAAGAGUUCUCAGCAGCUUUCGAAGCACGCACGGUUCAUGCAGAGGACUCGCAAUUAUUCGUCGAUAGAUAUGACGUCUUCGAGGAAUUAGGUAAAGGUCGCUAUGGCGUAGUAAAAAGGGUCGUCGAAAAAUCAUCGAAUGCAAGUUUCGCCGCGAAAUUCGUUCGAACGAUCAAAAGCAAGGAUCGUGAACAAGUACGCGAGGAAAUUAAUAUUAUGAAUAUGCUCAGACAUCCGAAGCUUCUUCUUCUAGCAGCUGCGUUCGAAGGUCCUCGAGAAACAAUAAUGAUCACUGAAUAUAUUUCCGGUGGUGAGCUUUUCGAGCGAGUGGUAGCAGAUGACUUUACUUUAACCGAACUGGACAGCAUACUUUUUAUGAGACAGAUUUGCGAGGGGGUUGAAUACAUGCACGAAAAUAAUGUCGUACAUUUGGACCUGAAGCCGGAAAACAUAAUGUGUCGAACGCGAACUUCGCAUCAAAUCAAGCUUAUCGAUUUCGGAUUAGCGCAAACCCUUAAACCAGACACACCGAUCAGAGUUUUGUUCGGUACACCAGAGUUCAUACCACCUGAAAUUAUAAGUUACGAACCGAUCGGAACCGAGUCGGAUAUGUGGAGCGUUGGUGUCAUCUGUUAUGUACUAUUAACCGGACUAUCACCGUUUAUGGGGGAUAACGAUGCCGAGACCUUUGCAAACAUAACGAGAGCAGAUUAUGAUCUAGAUCACGAAGCUUUCGAUGCUAUUUCUAGUAAUGCUAAAGACUUUAUCACUGGUUUGCUCGUUAAGAGAAAAGAAUCGCGUAUGUCGGCAAAGCAAUGUCUAGAACAUCCGUGGAUGGUUCAACAUACUGAAAAUAUGAGUAGAGUGGCAUUACCGACAGACAAGCUAAAGAAAUUUAUCGUACGUAGAAAGUGGCAGAAAACAGGAAAUGCCAUUCGUGCACUAGGAAGAAUGGCAAUUCUUUCGGCGAACAGUAGAAAAAGUCCAACGACGACGACAGCUGAGUGUUUGAAUACGAAACCUGUAAACUCUUUCACGAGUACGAAUAGAAGAAACGAUUCUGAUGAUACGAUGAUCGAGUUAGAAGAAAAUUCCAACGAAUUCGUAGGAACCAGACGAAAGAGUAGUCUCUAUUCGUUUUGUUACAAAACGGAAGUCAAUAUCUCUUUGGAAGAAGAAUCGGACGGCAAAGCAGCCAAAGACGAAGGAAAAGACGAAGGAAAAGACGAAGUAAAAGAUGAAGAAAGCAAAUUAUCCGAAAUCGAUCGAGAUUACGUAUCCGAUAAAUCUGAAAAUCAACGACGAGUCUUUCGAGGUGACUCGCGUGAUUCCGGAAUUGGCGAUUGCAUUACAAAUUUAGCGACUUCGUCGUUGCAAUUAGACGAGUUGGGAAUCGUUUCAAUCAUCGAAGAAGAAACGGACAAUGAGAGUAGUUCAAAAUCUUUGAGAUAUGAUACAGGGAGUACCGAGGCUACCUCGCAAAAUAGCCCAAUUAAGGCUUCGCGUGAGACUAAUCACGUUCACGAAGAUACCUUUGAAAAUCAGGAUGCAAGGAUGAUCGUUGUUCGAAAUCGAGACAAAUUCGUGCCUACGGGGAAUGUUAGUCGUCGAGCAAAGAUGUUUGAACAGGAAGCAGCGGGCUUAAAAUCAUCGCCAACGUCGCAAAUUCAAAUCGUACAUCGGCCGUAUCCAGCAGCAACAAUGGCAAAUGGUAAACCGCACAACGAAAGGAUACAACGAGUCUUUGCUUUUUGGAAUAAAUAAAGAGUCUUUUUUAGUUUUGUUUUUCUAUUCCGACAAACUAGCAACACCGUAUUUAAAUUUCUUUUUCAUUUCAUCGCUCACUCGCACGCGAAAGCAUACAAUUAUAAUCGAAUAGAAAUUUAAUAAGAAAAACAAUCAUAGAAAAUCUAUCGUGUCUAUAUAAUGUUAGUGUAGAUACUUACAAUUAGUGACAAAUAAAAUGUACACGAGUAUUGUUAUAAUCAGA
Molecule: messenger RNA, 23981 nt
Organism: Polistes dominula (European paper wasp)
Lineage: Eukaryota; Metazoa; Arthropoda; Insecta; Hymenoptera; Vespidae
Biological process (GO): protein phosphorylation
Molecular function (GO): protein kinase activity; protein binding; ATP binding
Source: RefSeq, a predicted model, not a curated record